Messenger RNA from Arabidopsis lyrata subsp. lyrata, 2055 nucleotides. RefSeq names its product ankyrin repeat-containing protein At5g02620. Gene Ontology annotation, molecular function: protein phosphatase 1 binding; protein phosphatase regulator activity. Gene Ontology annotation, cellular component: plasma membrane. The record is from RefSeq and is a predicted model, not a curated record. Lineage: Eukaryota; Viridiplantae; Streptophyta; Magnoliopsida; Brassicales; Brassicaceae.
UAGCUAGCUGAUGAUGCAGUCACUCACAGUCUCUCUCUCUCCUGCGCAUAUUCCUGGGCUUCGUCAAUGGCUUAGAACAGAACAGAAUCUUACAAAAAGCGUCGAGAUUUACAAAUCAAUCUAUUGGGUUUCUCAGAUUUGUUCAAGAUCUUUGUUUAAUCUAAGGGAGACACGCAUAUGAGUUAUUUGGCUCCUGUAAUGGAGAAGCAAGAGAGCUUUCGAGGUAACUCUGUGGAGGAACAGCAGAGUCUCAGAUGCGUUAGAAAGGGAAGAGCUUUGGAGAAGCAAGUUAGUUUCCUAGCUGGGAAUGUUGUAGAGAAACAUGAAAUCAAAGGAAGAGCAAUGGAGAAUCAAGAGAGGCCAAUGGAGAGGCAGAGAAGCUUCCGUGGGUUCGUUGAGAAGCAGAAAAGCUUUAGGGUAGUGAUGGAGAGACAGUUAAGUUUCAUGCAUGGUGGUAAAAGAGGGGACUCUCCUCUUCAUAUCGGAGCUCGAACAGGGAAUUUGGGAAAGGUUAUGAAAUUGAUUCGAGGCUGUAACGGCAUUGAAGAGUUGAAGGAGUUGUCAUCAAAGCAGAACCUAGAAGGAGAGACUCCUCUUUAUAGUGCAGCAGAAAAUGGGCAUUCGUUAGUUGUUGAACAGAUGUUGAAACAUAUGGACCUUGAUACUGCAUCAAUUAAAGCUCGCAACGGUUUUGAUCCUUUCCAUAUCGCUGCAAAACAAGGCCAUCUCGAGGCAUUGAAGAAAUUGUUGGAGACAUUUCCGAAUCUGGCUACGGUGGAUUUAUCGUGUACAACUGCAUUGCACACGGCUGCCACACAAGGACACAUUGAUGUGGUGAAUCUUCUUUUAAAGACAGAUUCUCAUUUAGCUAAGAUAGCUAAGAACAAUGGUAAAACUGCGCUUCAUUCUGCAGCGCGAAUGGGGCACAGAGAAGUGGUUAAAUCUUUGAUAGGUAAUGAUGCAAGCAUCGGGUUUAGAACCGAUAAAAAAGGACAAACAGCGCUUCACAUGGCUGUCAAAGGUCAAAACGAAGGGAUUGUUCUUGAUUUGGUGAAACCAGAUCCUGCGGUUUUGAGUGUUGAGGAUAACAAAGGGAAUACACCAUUGCACAUUGCCACAAACAAAGGCCGUAUUAAGAUUGUGCGAUGUUUGGUAUCAUUUGAUGGAAUUAACCUCAAUGCUAUGAAUAAGGCUGGAGAUACUGCACUUGAUAUAGCUGAAAAGAUUGGAAACCCAGAGCUUGUGUCGGUUCUGAAGGAAGCAGGAGCUCCUACAGCUAAAGAUCUUGGGAAGCCUCAAAACCCGGCUAAGCAACUUAAGCAAACGGUCAGCGACAUUAAACACGAGGUACAAUCUCAGCUCCAACAGUCUCGCCAAACGGGUGUUAGGGUUCGGAGAAUCGCAAAGAGACUGAAGAAGCUUCACAUUAACAGUUUAAACAACGCUAUAAACUCAGCAACCGUUGUUGCUGUCCUAAUCGCAACAAUUGCAUUUGCAGCAAUCUUCACUAUUCCUGGGCAAUAUGAAGAAGACAGGACAAAGGGACUGUUGUUGUUAGGAGAAGCCCGCAUAGCCAACAAAGCCCCGUUUUUAAUCUUCUUCAUAUUCGACAGCUUGGCGCUGUUCAUAUCUUUGGCUGUUGUUGUGGUGCAGACUUCAGUUGUGGUGAUUGAGCAGAAGGCAAAGAAGAAGCUUGUGUUUGUGAUCAACAAGCUCAUGUGGUUGGCUUGUUUGUUCAUAUCCAUUGCCUUUGUUUCUCUUUCGUUUAUCAUUGUGGGUAAGGAGGACAUUUGGCUGGCGAUUUGUGCAACGCUUAUUGGCGGGACGAUUAUGCUAACCACGAUAGGUGCGAUGUGUUACUGUGUGGUCAUGCAUAGGAUUGAGGAAUCUAAACUAAAAAGCUUAAGGAAAGAGAGAAGCAAAUCGAAAUCUUUCUCACUCUCUCAUAUGCCUUUAGAGUCAGAGAUUCUCAACGGCGAAUUCAACAAGAGAAUGUAUGCACUCUGAGACUAAAAUCUCCAGAACACAGUUUAAUGUAAGAGUAACAAAUGUAUA